AUUAGCUAUGGAGAAGAGAGUAUCUCCAUUCUUUGAAUUACAGUGAACAUAUAAAUUUUAUUAUUUUAUACUUAGACUAGGAAAGGAGUCAGAUGUCAGAGGUUUGCCCUUAACUUCUGUCUGCCCCAGCUUUUCCAGCUGUACAGGGACUAUGCUAUGCCUCACUCCAGAAAGUGCAAAUAGGAGACACCCUUGAGCUGUUUAGUAGCAGAUUAAUAGCAUUCUUUAGUUGGCUAUCUGUUUUUUCACUUCUCAUCACAACAAUAUAUGAUUCCCAAAAGUUCUAAAAUCCAAGGAGUGGGUGGUAUUUCAAACUCAAAAACCCCCCAAAAAACUAAAUGCAGGAAAGGGAUUUUCUUCAGUACAUUUGCAUGCGGUACACUAGAGGGCCCUCAGGAGUUAGAAAUAGAUGGAAUGCACUUUUGAAAGGCACAUACUUCACAGGACUUUUCAUUACAGAAUUUAAAAUAGAAGUUGCUGUCGUUUUGUGUGUGGGGUUGUUUGGUUUGGGUUUUUUUUAUAACCUGAAGUUCAUUUAAGUUUAUAGCAGUUCAUAUGCAAGCACCUCUCAGUAAAGUUAGCUUCUCAACAGUUCUUAGCUUGCAAUGAAAUACCUAAAUGUGAACCAUACUUAAAAGUGAAAUAGAAAUGUUCUAGAUGCCAGGUUUUACUCAGUUACUUUUAUUAACCUAAGAAGUUUGCCAGAACAAAGGAUGUGUCAAGCUGAAUAGUUUGCAAAGAAGAUACAUAGAUCUUUUAGACUACAAGUCAGUAAACUUUGCUUACGCAGCUGGCUCCAUUCAUUCUCUGAAGCCAAUCACUUCCCCUGUGGUGGCUGAUAAGAAUUUAAUAGUUUGAGAAGGUGGAGUGUCAGCAUCCUUAGUGCUGACCACUUUCCCAGGCAUAUCAGUAGCCUCUGUCCAUCACCCAUGCUGGAAACUUCUUGGAAAAGGAGAAAUAGAAAUUGGGGAAGGGAAAUCAUGCAUCAUCAUCCUGGCUGGAAUGUACAGAAGACUUUAUGCUGUUUUCAUCAUGUGGAUUCACUAGAGAAAUGACCCCUUUUGAUCAGCCAAGUAAAUUCAAAAACUUGUUUGUUUGCUGCCUGUGGCCCUCACGGGCGCUGAGGCUCUGGUCUUGCAGGCGCCCAAGGACAAGAAGGAAUCUGCUCGUGGGCACUGCCUGUGUGAUCUACCUGGGAUUCCUUGUCAGCCAAGUGGGUCAUGUUUUACCGCAGCACAAAGGAGGACAUCAAAAGAUCAGUUCCAGGAGUCUCCAAGAUGCAGCUCAAACUCCUUUUCUGGGCAUCCCACUGGAUGGCACCCUGUCACCACCCAAUUUGCAGGAACCCCAGCUUGGUAACAAUGGGAUCUUGCUGCCACCCAAUGUAGUUUAUAUCACCCUGCGGUCCAAGCGCAGCAAGCCUGCCAACAUCAGAGGCACAGUGAAGCCAAAGCGCAGGAAGAAAAAUGCAAUCCCUUUGUCCUAUGGGCAGCACUUUCCAAAAGCCACUUCUAUGGGCUGGGAAGAGGCCUUUGCCCAGCAGCCAGGGCGGGCCACACAUGCUACAGGCACAAUGGGAGCAGCGAUCGCUCUGGAGACAAGAAAGUACCAACUGGAUGAACGCAGGCAUAAAGCAAUGGGUGUCAGGGAGAGAGGUCACCAGAGACCUGGGAAGAUUUCUGGAGCUGUAAAGGCACAGCUCCAACCUGUGGAAAGCAAUAUCAGGAUUUACAGCGAGAGCCCUCCCUCAUGGAUGAGCAAAGAUGACAUCCUAAACAUGCGCAUGCUGGCAGACUCUCCCAUAGAGAGCAUUCAACAAGUAUCUUCACACAAAGCAGUCCUGGUAGUAUUUGCAGGAGGUCCCAGCACUACGGGAACUGCUUGUAAUCAAGGACACUGUGGAAUUGUCAAAAGACCUCUCGACAUGAGUGAGGUGUUUGCCUUUCAUUUGGACAGGAUCUUGGGGCUAAACAGGAGCUUACCUUCUGUAAGCAGGAGAUCAGAGUUCUUCCAAGGUGGUCAGGCCUGUCCUGUUAUUCUCUGGGAUUCCUCACUGAGUCCAACAGAUAAUAGUACCCAUUCUUCAGUGAGGUUAACAUGGGGACAAUAUCAGCAGCUAUUGAAGAAGAAAUGCUGGCAGAAUGGUAAAGUUCCCAAAGCUGAAUGGGGCUGUACUGAAAUCCAUCAUCAUGAGUGGUCCAAGAUGGCACUCUUUGAUUUUCUCUUGCAGAUCUAUAAUCGACUAGACAGAAAUUGUUGUGGAUUCAGACCUCUCAAGGAGGAUUUCUGCAUGCAGCAAGGACUGAAGCUGAAAUGCAAUGAUCAGGAUGCUGUUGACCUAACACACAUUGUUCAGAGAAGGCAUGACCAAAGGCACUUGGCCUUUAUAGACAAUAAGGGCUUCUUUGACAGAAAUGAGGACAAUCUUGACUUCAAAAUACUACAAGGAAUCAAUGAAUUCCCUGCAUCUGCAGUUUCGGUUCUGAGGAGCCAGCGUUUACGUGAGAAGUUGCUCCAGUCUUUGUUCCUUGACAAAAUAUACUGGGAGAGCCAAGGAGGAAGAAAAGGAAUUGAAAAGCUUAUUGAUGUAAUAGAAAGGAGGUCCAAAAUUCUUCUUACUUAUAUAAAUGCACAUGGAGCCAAAGUAUUGCCCAUGAAUGAAUGAAACAGUCUUGUUUCUAUCUGAAAGAAAGUCUUUAAAAAAUGUUUUAUGGGGCAGAAACUGAUGGUAAAAUUGAUUUAAUUCAUAGCAUUAUUUUUUUUUCAAACUUUAAAAGUUUACUUCUAAAUAAGAAAUCUUAUGUGGUUUAGAGCAACAUCUAAAUGUCAGCUGGAGCUCAGCACGAUGUAAUCUCUUCUAUGUCACCAGUGAAAUAAACCAAAUGAUAAUAUGCAGUAAUAUGUAGGUACUAUGAGCACUCUUUCUGUUAAACUGUUUGGAAAUUAACAACAAGAUUUUCAGUACAUUAGGCUGAAUUGCUCUUACUUCCCUCACUGAAGUCAGUAGAAGAUUUUAUUGCAAUUUUGAAUGGGAAAAGAGAUGUGUAAGCACUUGAUACAUUGAUGACUCUUGCUGAAGCAUUUAUAGUACAGGAAUUUGUUCUUUUAUUAGGCAUACUAAAAUACCAACAUUUCCAAGGGCUUCUUUUACUUUAUUUUGAUAUUUUGAAAUCUGAGAACUAAAUUCAGUUCUUUUAAAUGCAGGACAUGAGGGAAUUUUAAAAACAGAGUGAGGAGAACAUGGCUUUAACAAUAAUAAUAAUUAUAAUAAAUACAGUUUUUACUUGUCCAGUAUGGAGUACAAUUCGUCAUGAGUCACUCAUUGCAAAGUAUUUUUUUCAAGUUGUUCAGAUGUGUGGGUAGAUGAUCUGAUAUUUUCUAUCUAUUGAUUAGCUGGGUAUUUAAAAAAAAUAGCUUUAGCUUUGUGUGAAUAUGCUGCUAAAUAAAUACAGAUUUAGUUUUUUGCAAAAUUCUUAAUAGUAUUUUUGAGAAAAUGAUCAAAAAGCAGAUGUCCUAACAAGAGUGCUGUUAAACCCAGCAAAAGAAAUGUUUAUUCUGUGGGCUCAGCUGGAGCCAGCAAUUCAAGCUUGGGUUUCCACUGAAGAUUGACCACUGUGGGGUGAUGAUUGUAACUGAGAACUUGCCCCAAGUGUUCCCACAGGUAUGGCUGUUCAGGAAGAUCGGAUGAGCACUUCAGAUUUUUACCCUUGAAAUGCUCCAGAAAGAAAAUAUCAAUUGACACAGCCUAUCAUCACAUACACCUUCUACCUGAUUAUUUAGAAAAACUCUUACCAUCUUUCUAGAGAAAUAUAAUCUCUUUGCCAUGAGGUAAUGGUAGAAUUUGGAUACUUACAUAGCUAUUCUUAUUUUUAUGUAUCAUAAAAAUAUAUGGGCUGUGAAAGAAUUUCAAAAGUGCUUGUGUAAUGUUAUUAAUGACAAACUAAAAUGUCUCAUGUCACUGUUAAUGUGGAUGGGUGAAUUUAAUGUUUUAAAUUACUACAAUUCUACUGCAGCUAAAAUCAGUUUUCUUUCUUAAUAUCAGAAAACCCAUUAACAAUAAUUGCAUUACUAGAAGAAAUAGAUCUAGUUGUAGGCAGAGUUAAAAAGACUUAGUAAAAUUUUAAGACCUUAGCCAGCUAAAUAAUCUGUCAUUUUAUUUUGUCAGCAAAGGACAGAGUAAUUUGUUAAAACUUUCUAGAACUUAACUACUGCCUCAAGAGGAUGUGUUUUAGAGUGCCUUGGACUUUUUAACACCAAGGUAGAAUUUUACAGGAUUUUCAAUGUAUCCCUUUUUUAAAAGUUUUGUAACUUAUUAGCCAGAUAAUUUGCAUCACAGAAACAAAAUUAUUACUUUGGCUUGCACUGUGAACAGAGUCUAGAGAAAGAAAUAGCCAUCAUUCCAUUUCACAUGGAAUUCCUGUUGCAGUGAUGGCCAUCAGAAUCAGUUUGUCUCAUUUUCUAGUCUGUCUCACAGGUUUCUUCCUGCUAGAUACCUGUUCAAAUGGAUUAUCCCUCACUGCUAGGGGUGAGAGAAAGGCACGACUCUCAGCUGCACUGAGCUUAGGAGAGGGCCCAGCAGAGUUGUUGAAUGUAGCUGAGUAUGACAAGGUCCCAUGAGAACUGUCUUCUGUCUUAACACUGCGCAUCCUGAUGCUGAGUCACUGCCUCACUUUGCCCAGUUGUAAUUUUUUUCCAGAAUUGGCUCAUUGCUGAAGAAAAGUAAAUCUGUUAUUUUUCCAGGCUGAAUAAUUUAUUUUUUAUGGUGAUACCUUGAUGCAUUCUCCAUUUCUUCUGGACAUGGACUAGUGUUUCCUUGAGCAUGACACAUGCUUUUUUAUUUGCCUGGCAGUUCAGUGCCAGCUCUUAAAGCAGAAAUGUAAUUGCAUAUGAAAUUGCCUUGAAGCUGACCUGAACCAAUGCUUUUCAGUAGUCCUGGAUUCAAGAGACCUGAGUAGCCACAGUGCUGUGCAGUACUUAAAAACCUGACCAAGCAUGAAAAGCAUGACUGUAAAAAAGAAAAUUUCUGGAGAUUUCAGAGGGCAAAGAAAUACUCCCCAUGCUGUGUUAGCAUGCUAUAUUUCAUAUACGAACACUCUUGUAGUCUUCAGGUAAGCCAGGAGAAUCUGUGAGAUUGGACAGUGAUACAGGAUUGCAUAUUGCUUCUAGUUCUCUCAUCUUGAUAACAAACUCCAGAAAGUGCUUUUUCCCUAUGAUAUUUAUGCUGCUGUGGAGUUUGGUAUGGAAUCCAGUAUUGUUAAUAAUGCAAAAUAUGAUUGCAGUAGCUCUGGUGAAUGCAUACUAGCCAAGUUCUAGCAUUUUAAGAAAUGAAACUGAAGAAUUCUGUAUUUUUUUGAAUGCAUUUGCAUUUGCUUAUAGUAAAAAUUACAAAAGGAACACUUUAUUUAUUCUCUACUACUACAUUUAAGAUACCUGCUUCAGUAACAGGGGUAAAGUUUAUUUGGAAAUUGGUUCACAUCCUUUGGAAGUAGCAUGACUUUGGACUGACAGGAACUGCACUGUAGCUAAAGUAAUAUUAACUGAGAGGAAAAAUCCUGAAGAAGCCUCAUUCAACCUAUGGUGAUUGAUAGAAAGCCAAGAAACUGCUUUAGUCCUCUUUGCUGGGUUGUCUUCCAUUUCUGGGCAUAUGGAAUCAGACAAAGAUUUGUGUUGCACAUUACGUGGAAGGGUGUUACCAACAGCAACAGUGCAAAACCUGUGGGUGGGAAAAGGCGAUUAUGUCAUUCUUGAAUCUGCCUGAAAGCCAGAACCACAUGAAAUGGAAUUACUAAGAAAGUCAAAAGAGUUUGCUUUCAAAAGAGUUGGAGAUUUCAUAACACUGGUAGACAGAGCUUAAAAUAAGUAGCACAGGCACAGAUGCCUUAAAAUUCCUUGAGAGUCUGCCAGCAAGUUAAUAGUCUUAAAUGUUUCAGAAGCUGAGGACAUGAAAACUGUGGAGCACUGUGAGAUCAGUUUCCUUCUUUUCUUGUGCAAGUAUUCUACAAUACACCAUAUUAAAAUAAAUAAAUAAAAACCAUAACAAUUUCAUGGUUUCAAACUUACAAAUGCAGAUUCAGGGUACAUUAAGGGACAAGGUUCCCACAGCAAAUCGGGGAACACUUUCAUGCAUGUGUGUGUAUGCAGACACAAAAAUACAUGUAUAUGUAUUUAUACUUUGACUUGUUUCUAUAAAGUGGUCAAUUUGGCUAGUAAAGAGUGAGCUGUUUAUAUAAUUUACUGUUUACAUGUAGAAUUGUAUUUGUGAGCCUAAGUCCAAUUUCGGGUAUACACAAGUUGAAGUUUAAUUAAAACAUUUUAACAGAUGAAACUUUUUGUCUCAAAGGAUUAACUCUUCUUUUGCUAAUCCAUUUAUAUAAUCUUAAAAGUUUUUUACUGACAAUUGUAGAGCAAAACAGCAAUAUGUUUGUAUCUGUGCUAAACAUCUGGAGUGAUAUCAACUCAGAUGUUUUUUAAAGUUUUAUACUAGAUAUUGAAUUUCCAUUUUAUUAUGGAAUUUGUGAAUGUCAAAAGUCUAUUUGUCCUUUAAUUAGUAAUGAGUAAUGGCCCAUUUGAAUCUCUGCUGCUAUUGUCAUGUAAUAUGUGGAAAUAUACAACAUAAAUAAAUGUCUUUAUCAGAUUUUCAGUUCAGAUCUCUAAGUUGCAAUAAAAACCCCUAAUAUAUGUA
Oenanthe melanoleuca is the source of this 6682-nucleotide messenger RNA. It is a transcript of the gene GASK1B, whose product is annotated as golgi associated kinase 1B. Gene Ontology annotation, cellular component: Golgi apparatus. Lineage: Eukaryota; Metazoa; Chordata; Aves; Passeriformes; Muscicapidae. The transcript is spliced from 5 exons. The record is from RefSeq and is a predicted model, not a curated record. Bases 1019 to 2665 code for a protein of 548 amino acids.